AUGGCUAGCUUAUAUCCCAAAAAUUUCAAUAGUGGAUUGAUUGUCAACGCACAAGGAAUACAGCUUUCUGACUCUUUGCCUCUUAAGCCACAUCAAGAUGGCACAAUAAAAAAUACAAAUACAUCUUUCAAUGCAAAGUUAGUACUUUCUAAAACAAAAAAAGAAUCAUUUCUGUCGAAAAAUCACAUCGAAAUCGAACUCUCCGAAGAUAAUUUAAAGCAUGUUAGUCGAAUAUUUGAUAUCGAUGAGACCGUUAAUGAACCUUCUAUAAAUGAUGUUUUUCUAACAAUAAAAUGUUUGAAAACUGAAUUAAUUAUUGAAAAACAAAUAAUAAAGCCAUCUGAUGAAUUGAUUGAUAAGGUAAAAGAAGCUCUGGAGCACUAUGAUCCAUAUCAUAAAUUAAUGGAUGUAUUUAAUAGGUUUGGCUAUUUUUUGCCAACUAAGCUAGUUUUAGGACAUAAAAUAUACAGAAUAGCUCAUUUAAUUGCAAAUGAAAGUUUAUCGGAACCUAAAAAUAUAGAUGAUGUAAAGUGGACAACUCUUGAAGAUUUUUCAGAGUUUGAAAUUGGACAAUUAUUAAGCCAAUGGGAAAAAUGCGUAAGUUCUCAUAAUGUUGAUGUGUCUUACUUUGCAUCAAUUAAUGGUGAAUUAAUUAUGAAAGAUGAAUUCAAAGAGUGGAUCAAAGAUUGUUUAGAAAGUGAUCUCAACUCAUUAUCAGUUAUUAGUUGUGAAGGAUUAUAUCCAUUAUAUGAAAUAUUUGAGGUAACUCUUCGUCAGGAAGUUGAAUCUGCCCUUGGUAUUAAUAAUCAAAAAAUGGUACUCAUGGCGGGAAGCGUUCCGAUUGAAGGUCCUCCCUAUUCAUAUUUCAUAAAAUUUCCUGUUUGUUUCAAAUCCAAUGAUUAUCAGGUUUUUGGAAAAUAUAUUUCACGAGAUGGCAAACCAAUUGAUAAAGUGACGAUCAAAUUCGAUUCUAUGGACACAAAUGGAUUUUUAAUUUUUAUAGAAUGCCAAAAGGGCAUAGAAAAAGAUUCACAAAUUGCUUGGAUAAUAAUAGGAAUACCCGCUAAAGUUGGAUAUUUCAGUACUGACACACGUAAAAUUAAAAUUUUAAGUUCUGGUGAUGUUUCAUUUGCCGAAUUUGAAAAUUUUGAGGUUCCAAAAAAUUUACCACUCGACACAGUUCUUGUUACCACAUUCAAAUAUCCACUUUCAAACUAUGAGCCAAAUUUCGGUUCUCCGAAAGUUACUCAAUUCACUGUUAAUGAAAAUACAAAGAAAUUUGAUGAAGACAAUGAAAAAAGAAAAAAAGACGAUAAUAAUUAUAAACCACAUUUAAAUGAUGAAUAUGAAAUAGGUUUUGAUAGCAUAAUUGAUGCAGUUCAACCGUUUCUUCCAUUAUUUCAAUCUGUUCAAACUAUUGUAGAUUCAGUGAUUAUGAAUGAUGUGAAUGAUAAUAUUAGUGAACAAAAGAAAGAGUUAGCACAAUUGUCAGAAAAGUUUGAACAAUUUAUGAAGCAAACAUCCUCUAUCGAUCCCACAUUACUCGAAGCCUAUAGAGAGCCUGACAUAAAUGCGCGAGAACUUAUUUUAGAUCAUUCAGAAGAUGAUUUUGGAAAAACUGUCCUUAAAAGAACUUAUCGGGGGCUUACAGUCGCAUGUAAAAAGAUGCUUGUUGAAAAAAAUGAUGUAAAACCUCAUGUCGAAUUUGCUAUCUUGCGUAGACUGGGAACUUCUCCUGAAAAAAUAAGUCAUGCGCAAUAUGACUCUAGCGUUAAGUAUAAUCAUCAAUGUGAAAUGUACAGUUUUGGAAUUCUUCUGUGGGAACUCUGUCAUCAACGAAUUCCAUAUGAAAAUAUUAAUUCAAUUCUCGAAAUUGAACAACUAGUCAGAGACAAGAAACGAGAAAAAAUAACGCUUGAUCCAAGUCCAAUCGCACAAGAACUUUUUAAAAUAAUUAAGCAAGCUUGGAAUCACAAUCCUUCAGAACGUCCACAAUUCAUGAAUGUAUUAUCAACUCUUAAAGAGGUUUAUGAAAAAUUUGAGAACAACCCAAAAGAUUAUUCUGAAAUAAUUAAAUAUAUUAAAAUGUCUGCUGAUAAUGGAAAUGAAAUUGCCUAUUAUAAUUUGGCAAUUAUAUAUAUGGAAGGAUUAUAUACUGAACAAAUUAAUAAGGAAAAGGCUAAGCAUUAUGCCAGAUUAGCCGCUUCGAAAGGUCAUUCUAAUGCUAUUGAACUUUUAAAAAAAUUAAACGUUGGAAACACUGAUGCUUGA
Messenger RNA from Dentiscutata erythropus, 2271 nucleotides. Lineage: Eukaryota; Fungi; Glomeromycota; Glomeromycetes; Diversisporales; Gigasporaceae. The record is from the annotation of a GenBank genome assembly.